Messenger RNA from Anthonomus grandis grandis, 3405 nucleotides. Its product is annotated as cytosolic carboxypeptidase Nna1-like. The record is from RefSeq and is a predicted model, not a curated record. The coding region runs from base 479 to 3331 and encodes 950 amino acids. Gene Ontology annotation, molecular function: metallocarboxypeptidase activity; zinc ion binding. Gene Ontology annotation, biological process: proteolysis. NCBI's taxonomy places the organism in Eukaryota, Metazoa, Arthropoda, Insecta, Coleoptera, Curculionidae. The transcript is spliced from 18 exons.
UACUUUUCAUUAUAUUGUCGGACGUUAUACCGAGGUUUGUGUAUACGCGAUUUGAAUUAGCCGCGUCAGUUAAAAAGUGUCUGCAACUGUUUUUUUUUCUCAUAAAUGUGAGUGAGUGUGUUCGGGGUUAACGAUACUUAUUAAUAUCCCCAAAAUACACACAUUUUAGUCCAUUGUCUCGACCAAGGAUCGAUCGUCCAAAUCUUACCUUUAAACCGGCAUCAAACGGCGAAUCAGUUCUGCUAAAAUACACCUUUGACUCAACGCAACCUGUAGAUGAAAUAUUGAUCCAUCAUCAAUUACCAUGGAAAUAGAAGAAAGUGGGCCCACUGUUGUUAGACAAACGAAAAACCUGUCAGUGGUGUAAUAAAGCGCGCUCCCUUUUGAGCAUUUUUUUAGCUUAGCCGAUACGCUUUGGAGUGGAUAUAUUUUCAAAUUUUUGAUACCAUGAAAAGCUGAUAACGACAAACUGGAAGGGAUGGAGACUAUGAGCGUGGAAAACGAGUGUAUAGGGGAUGCAGAGUUAGAAGCCAGCGUAAAGACGCUACAAGCCUGCCUAUUUCCUCCCCAACUGACUUCAAACAGCAGCUACUUUUCCAAUUUUUUUGUGAAAAGCUGCCAGACUGAAAUCGAAGAUAAUGAAGAGUUACGCAUAAAAAUUAAGGAAUCCUUUUCUUUCAAAGAAAUAUUUCCAGCUGCUCGAGACACUGCCUUUGUUUUACAGCCGCCGAGAUGGCCAACAGAAUGUCAGGUGUUAGAAGAAAAAAUUAAACAUAUCAACUACGUUCCUGCCUCCUCAGAACCGUAUUACUCGGUGAGUGGAAAUGAGUGUCAGCCAAAACCUUCAGGGGAAGAGUUUGGGGUAAUUGUGUACCAGUAUACACCAAUUAGUGCUGUUAAUUAUUUUAGUAGAUCAAGUGUGGGAGGUAGUAGAUAUCUCCUUACAUCCGCCAUCUGUCCAGAAGACGACAGUCUAAGGUUCGAGUCUAGAUUUGAAUCUGGAAAUUUAGCCAGAGCCAUCCGAAUUACUUCAAGCUACUACGAACUUCAUCUGAGAUCGGAUCUCUAUACAAAUCGUCAUAUGCAAUGGUUCUAUUUUAGGGUCACGAAUAUGAAAAAGAAUUUUUUGUAUAGAUUUUCCAUCACAAAUUGUUCAAAAGAAAGCAGUUUGUAUACAGAAGGCAUGCGACCUUUGUUGUACUCCAAGAAGGAUUCACAACUACAUUCAAUAGGAUGGAAAAGGUGUGGACAGAAUAUAACCUACUUUUGCAAUGAAAAUAUGUGUUCCGAAGAUCCUGAUCAACCCCAAACAUACACAUUAACGUUUACAGUAACAUUUCCACAUGAUGAUGAUGAAGUCUAUUUGGCACACUGUUAUCCAUAUACUUACUCAGACCUUCAGGAUCAUCUUGCUGAAAUACGGGCUCAUCCAGUUAAGCAAACGUAUAGUACAGUACGAUUAUUAUGUAGAUCUUUAGCAGGAAAUGACGUUUACUUUGUGACAAUUACGUCACCACAAGUUCCUGGAGAUUUAAAGAAAAAACGGGCUGUAGUAAUUACUGCCAGAGUCCAUCCGGGAGAAACACCAUCCUCCUGGAUCAUGAAGGGUAUUUUGGACUUCCUUACGGGAGAUUCCGCUCCAGCCAAAGACCUCAGGGAUAAAUUUAUAUUUAAGAUAGUUCCUAUGCUUAAUCCGGAUGGGGUCAUUGUGGGAAAUAAUCGAUGCUCUUUAUCCGCCAAGGACCUUAAUAGACAAUACAGAACUGUGAUGCGCGACGCGUACCCAUCGAUUUGGUAUACUAAACUUAUGGUUAGAAGGCUUUUGGAGGAAUGUGGAGUAGCAUUGUAUUGUGACUUACAUGCCCACUCAAGAAAACAUAAUAUUUUUAUAUAUGGUUGUGAAAAUAGGAGAGGAGGUGACCGAAGACUGCAAGAACAAGUGUUUCCUUUAAUGUUACAUAAGAACACUGCCGAUAAGUUUUCCUUUGAAAGUUGCAAAUUUCGUAUUCAGAAAGCUAAAGAAGGGACGGGCAGAGUCGUUAUGUGGAUGAUGGGUAUAGCAAACAGUUAUACCUUGGAAGCUUCAUUUGCUGGUUCCACUUUGAGUGCCAGAGUUGACACUCAUUUUACUACGCAGGAUUAUGAGCUAAUGGGAAGGUCUUUCUGUCAGACAUUGCUGGACUUUUACGAUGAGGAUCCUAGAAAAGAGAAACUCCGCGUAAAAAUAGUGGAAAGAUUAACUAAAGAAGGAUCAAACGCAGAUGAGCCGACCAACAUUCCCCUCAGCGAUUACUCGAGUGACGAAGGUGAUACGUCAAGCAGCAGCAACGAAGUUGGACAAGAAGAAAAAGAGUUGGUGGAGAUGCCCGUACCUCAACCUCCACCACCAUCACCAACGGUGAUCAAAAAAUCCGCUCGAGCAACUCACUCGUCUCCAAAUAGGAAACUCAAGACCACCUCUCGCAGCCCUGGAGCUCCUCGGAAACCCCUACCGAUUUGCAAGGCGACACUAAAACUAUCACUCUCUGAUAAAGAGUAUAUAGAUAGUAGUUCGUCAGAAAGUGGAGAAGAUGACGAGGAAGAAAAAAUUAUAAAGAUGCCUAGUAAAGUAUUCAGGAAGAGAAAAAAGAAGAAAAAAAUUGUUAAAAGGCGAUCUCAGACUCAUGCAGAACAUUCCGAUAGUGAAGUAAAUUACAAAAAAACGACUAUGGCAUCCCAAAGUAGUUUAUCCGUAUUUGAUUUAAUCGCAAAUGAGAAGAUUCCUUGUUGUCAAAGUACCACGCAACGAGCCAAGACCUCCCAGCCCAAGAUUCACUUGGAAAGAAAAAACGAGAUUACCAAACAGUUAGCGGAAGUUCAAGCGAAGCUGUACUCUUUAAAGAAUAAACUUUGGUUUGGCGUAGGACAAGGUGACUCUCCAUUAUCAUGGGGUGGAAGCCAAGUUUUCUUUUCGGCUCAUCAGAAUUCGCCACCACAAAAGAUAGUGAAAAAACAACAAAAGAAAAGCGCAAAAAAAAUAGAUAAGACCAUCAAAAAAGAGACCAAAUUGAGCAACGAAAGAAUUGAAAAAUCCGGAACGAAAAUUCUAAAUGGCUUGAAAAGACAAGCGGCCGUGUCAUGGAUCGCAGCAGGAAAAUCAAACUUAAGAAAGUCAAAAAGUCUACCGGACGCAUCCAGUUUAUUAGGGGAAAAAAUCAAAAAUAUCUCCCUCAAUGACGAACGACAAGUGCGAACUGAAAAAUCGAAGAAAAAAAAGAAAAAAGGAAAAUUUUCGAAAAAAGCUAAAGCUGUCAGCAACGCUAAGAUUUUCGUUACACCUACACGAGACUGAUUUAUAAUAUUAAGUCGUGUUUUCAACUUGUAUUGUUUAUUUGUAAUUAUUUUAAAUAAAAUAUAGGAAAUUUA